CCCCCCCCCCUCUCUCUCUCGUCAAAAUCCCCAAAAAUUCUCAAUCUCCGGACCUCAAAUUGCCCCAAAAAUUUUCCACCAUGAAGCAGCUCUACAAGCAAUCAAACAGCUUCGGGCGCCAAUCGCCGACCUCCUCAUCUCAGAUCCCUUACACAUCCAAACCCUCAAAACCCCGAUCUCAGCAGAUCUCCGUAGCCCACCGCCUUCUCUUCCUCCUCCUCGGCGCCCUGAUCGCCUCCUCCCUCUUCCUCAUCCAACCCUACCUCUCCUCCUCCUCCGACGCCGCCGCCGCCUUCGCAGCCGCCGCCGCCGACGACCCUCCCAACGUCGAGUACGGCCACCGUGCUCUCUACCACCGCCGCUCCCGCCCGUGGGCCCCAGCGGGUCCCGUCGCCCUCAAACCCUCGAAGCGGAUCGUGGUCACGGGGGCCGGAUUCGUCGGAAGCCAUCUCGUGGAUCGGUUGCUGGAUCGGGGGAUUGCGGUGAUUGUGAUUGAUAAUUUCUUUACGGGGAGGAAGGAUAAUUUGGUGCAUAGGUUUGGGGAUCCGAGGUUUGAGCUGAUCAGGCACGAUGUUGUCGAGCCGAUUUUGCUUGAGGUUGACCAGAUUUAUCAUCUUGCGUGCCCGGCGUCGCCCGUGCAUUACAAGUAUAAUCCCAUCAAGACCAUCAAGACAAAUGUGAUGGGAACCUUGAACAUGUUGGGGCUGGCAAAGAGGAUUGGGGCACGUUUCCUGUUGACCAGCACUAGUGAAGUUUAUGGUGACCCACUUGAGCAUCCACAGAAGGAGACUUACUGGGGCCAUGUCAACCCUAUAGGAGUUAGGAGUUGUUAUGAUGAAGGAAAAAGAACAGCAGAAACAUUGGCUAUGGAUUACCAUCGAGGUGCAGAUGUUGAGGUUCGUAUUGCUCGUAUUUUCAAUACAUAUGGACCACGGAUGUGCUUAGACGAUGGGCGGGUUGUUAGCAACUUUGUUGCACAGGCCAUCCGGAAGCAGCCAAUGACAGUAUAUGGUGAUGGAAAGCAAACUCGAAGUUUCCAAUAUGUUUCUGACUUGGUUAAUGGGUUGAUGGCACUGAUGGAAGGAGAACACAUUGGACCGUUCAAUCUUGGCAAUCCAGGGGAAUUCACCAUGUUAGAGCUUGCUGAGGUCGUGAAAGAGACAAUCGAUCCCAGUGCAACAAUCGAGUUCAAAGAGAACACAGCAGAUGACCCACAUAAGAGAAAACCCGAUAUCUCCAAGGCGAAGGAGCUCCUGAACUGGGAACCCAAAAUUUCAUUGCGUGAAGGGCUACCUCUAAUGGUGACCGAUUUCCAGAAAAGGAUCCUCAACGGUGAAAAAUAGAGCAGAAGGGAAUCCAAUCUAAAAGCUGUAUCAUAGAAGCAGGCUGUUUGUUACUGACACGGUUGAUCUAUGUAUUGGAUCAUUGUUUUUUUUGAGUUCCUAUUCUUGCCUGCUGUUUAUUUUCAGUCUCAUCUGUGAAUGAGCUCUUCUUUUACCUUGUAUUCUUUUGUUUCCCAAACCAACUGCAGACUGAUAAGAUGUAAGAAUUUUGUUUUCCUUUACUUUUAUAUAUAUAUUGAUCGUCUCAUUUCA
Asparagus officinalis (garden asparagus) is the source of this 1595-nucleotide messenger RNA. Its product is annotated as UDP-glucuronic acid decarboxylase 1-like. The record is from RefSeq and is a predicted model, not a curated record. Lineage: Eukaryota; Viridiplantae; Streptophyta; Magnoliopsida; Asparagales; Asparagaceae. Gene Ontology annotation, cellular component: cytoplasm. Gene Ontology annotation, molecular function: NAD+ binding; UDP-glucuronate decarboxylase activity. Gene Ontology annotation, biological process: D-xylose metabolic process.